CUUUUUUGUCCAGUUGACCACCCUCUCUCCCACACCAGCACCCCACCUCUUGGCCAGCGGCUCCCCGGCCGCUCACCUUGGCCAUCAGUCUCAACACUGGCCCGCCCUCCUUGGAGUGCUAACGACUUGAAGGUGUGAGACGCAAACCUUUGGUCAAGCUCAACCGCCACCUUUCCCACCGCCACCGACAUCGUCACCAUCUUCCACAUUACGGCGUCGUCGCUCGAGCCCUCAGCCUGCCAGUCAAGCCAACAUGGAGGUACACACACACGGUUGGCCUCGACACCUGGCUGAGGACGCCGUCAAGAAGAGGCUCCAGCCUUUCAUGGAUGUUCUCGGCAUCGCAGAGCACACCUUUACUUGCGACAAACCCCGAAACCAGCAAUGGGCCAACCUUACCUUCCUCGACGUUUCCAAGGCCGAGGCAUUCCUGCAUAGGCAUGGCACAGAAUUCCUUCCGCCUCGAGGCCACGCCGGCACUGCUUCCAUGGUCAAUGGUUAUGGGAACCACAGACGCCAGAAAGGGGUGCAGCUCAGAGCCAGGCUGCAGCUCAUGGGCUGCGAUAUCCUCUGCUCCAAGAGCAAGCCAAAGUCCAUCCCCAACGCCGUCCCCGGUAAGCCCAACGAUAUCACCUUGCGGGCGUUGAAGCAUGCAGCAGCAGAGAAGAACAACCCAACCCGCCACAUCGAGAUCGCCAAAGGCCCAUUGGUUUUCGACUUCGCCUCCAUUAGCUGCGGCCACACCACAUUCGUCGGCGAAGACCUCGUAUACAUCCCCGAGGUCGAGUUCCAGGAUAUGGGUACCGCAAAGUUCACCAGGCAGACCUUACUCAUCAAGCUUGAGAGCCAACGCGUCAUCAGGAUCCCCCUGAAUACUGUUCAAGAUCUCGUCUGCAGUUUCCAGCAUACCCUCACCAUCACCCUCGCCGAGGAACCCUCCUUCUUCCAGGGCAUGGACCAGAUGCAAGACCUCUUCAGGGAGUUGGCCAUCUCGGUCGGUGGCCGGCCUCCCAACUUUGGGCCCACACGUACGCGCUUGUGCGCACUCGACGGCCAACACGCCAAAGUCGUCGGCCAGUGUCUUGUGUAUCAGAUUCGGCUGUCGGGUGACGGCCUCCAGCGAAAGAUCCGGUCGCUCAAGAGCCACGAAGUGAUCCCAUUUGUCUCCUACGACUUGCUCACCCUGAGGACGGCCCCGCUGCAUCUGGGACCGUCAUCCAGAGCCAUGAGCAAGCUGAUGAAAGACUUGGCCGUCGACGCCUAUCCAGACCAGCUCCCCUUCGGCAUUUUGUUCCAGCUACAAGCCAUGGCCACCAAUGCAUACUUCCACCCAGGCACGGUCCUAGCACUGGCAAAGGAACUGCGCCGUAUGUUCCUCGCAGACAAGGCGGCGGGCAGGCGUCCCAUCUCGGUUGAGGCCAUGAAGAAGCUCAUGAAGGAGACUCCGUGGCCCAAGCCUCACGGUGACCCAUCAAUGUUCGAGGUUCAGGCCAUCGUGGAGUACCUUCGGGAAACAGAAGACAAAAUGGGCAACAACGAGGUUUUUCGGCAGGGCCUGAUGGGCCCUACCCGGAACCUGGCUCUGAUCCACAGAGUCACCAUCACCCCGACCCGCAGCACCCUACAUGGCCCGGAACUCGAGACGAACAAUCGAAUUCUCCGCAAGUAUCCGGACCACCACGAAUACUUCUUGCGGGUCCAGUUCUGUGAUGAGAACGGCGAGGAUCUCUUCUUCAACCCACAAGUCAGCAUUGACAAUGUGUAUGACAGAUUCAAGGAGGUGUUCCGCAAGGGCUUCGUGAUUGCUGGUAGGAAGUACGAGUUUCUCGGAUUCUCGCACUCGUCUUUGCGAUCUCACUCGGCAUGGUUCAUGGCCCAAUUUGUCGCCAAUGGCAUACCACAUGCCUACUUCAACGUCAUCGGCGACUUGGGACAAUUCGGCGCGAUUCGCUCACCUGCUCGAUGUGCCGCUCGAAUCGGGCAGGCGUUCUCUGAAACACCAUACUUCAUUCCGUUAGAUGAAUGCGGUGUUACAGUGCGAUUGAUGGACGACGUGCAGCGGAAUGGUCGUGUCUUCAGCGACGGCGUUGGUACCAUGUCCUUACAAGUGGUCUACCAUAUCUGGGAUGUCAUUCCUCAGACAAAGUCUGCUCCAACCGCCUUCCAGGUCCGAUUCAGAGGGUCCAAAGGCAUGCUUGCCCUAGACUCCAACUUGGACGGGUCCGAGAUUCGCAUCAGACCAUCCAUGACAAAGUUUGAGAGUAACGACAAGCGCAACCUUGAGAUAUGUGACAUGGCCUCCAAGCCGAUUCCAUUGGUGCUCAACCGCCAGAUUAUCAAGAUCUUGGAAGACAUGGGAUGCGCCAGCGCUUGGUUCUUCCGCAUGCAGAACAUGGAACUGGCCAGACUUCGAGAAGUAACAGCGGAUGCAUACAACGUGGCCAAGUUUCUCAGACACCAGAAUGUGGGUGACACGAUGCGGCUCCAUCGUUUGAUCACACUGUGUGAAAAUAUGGGGGUUGACUACCGCAAGGAAAGCUUCCUUCGCUCGGUGGUCGAGGCUCUGGUACUCCGCGAGCUGCGCCUGCUGAAACACAAGGCGAGAAUCCCGAUUAGAAAAGGAAUCACCUUGUUCGGCAUCAUGGAUGAGACGGGCUUCCUCCAGGAGAAUGAGGUCUACAUCACUUAUGAUACAAAGGGCGACCGCUUCGACGAACCGCCUGGCCCUGGGCCCGUGGUCGUCACAAGGUCUCCUGCUCUACACCCAGGUGAUAUCCAGGUUCCGUGCAACGUUGUCCCGCCACAUGACAGUCCGCUCCGAGAAUUGUCGAAUGUCAUCGUGUUCAGUCAGCACGGCCAGCGUGACCUCCCAUCUCAGCUUUCAGGUGGAGAUCUUGACGGUGACAUCUUCAAUGUCAUAUGGGACGAGGAGGCCAUGCCUCAGGAAACCUUCCAGCCCGCAGACUACGCUCGUGUGGCACCGGUGGACCUUGGUCGUAAGGUUGAGCGGGAAGACAUGGCAAACUUCUUCAUUGAUUUCAUGAAGCUCGACCACCUAGGCGUCAUCGCAACCCGCCACAUGAUCCUGGCCGACCAGCAUACCGAAGGGACACGCCACGAAGAAUGCAAAAUCCUCGCUGGGUUUCAUUCUACCGCCGUGGACUUUUCCAAGACUGGUGUUGGGGUGAACCUGAAGGAAGCGCCUCGUCCAAACAGAUUUCGACCUGACUUUCUUGCUUCAGGUCCAGAUUGUCGCGUGGUAGAUAAGUCCGAAAUCGAGCUCGACCAAUACAUCAUCGAAGAAGCGGCGGACGAAGAGGAGGAUCAGUUCAGCCGCCCGCGCCAUGUCUUCUACAAAUCCGAGAAGCUACUUGGUCACCUCUUUCGUGCCAUCGACGAGCAGAGAAUCUGGCAGCAGGAUAUCAAGUCCAAGGUGCCUGCCACUGGAGGCUCAUCCUUCUGGGAUGACUUCCUCAGCAAGACCCGGCCGCACUACGAGGCCAUCGUCGACGACCCACGCGGCUGGGUCUCCCGCCUCGAAACGGCGCGUGAGAUUCGCGGGUGGUACGAAGAAGCAAUUUCCACGGCGAUGGGCCAGUACUCGUCCCAUCCGACCAAGCCCCUGAGGGAGCUAGAGGUGUUCAUCGGCAACGUGCUGAACAAGUCGGGCGUGCAGACGCAACGGCAGCGCGACAGCAGCAUCAAGCUCAAGGACGAGAUGAGCCGCAUCGCGACGUGGAUCACACGGCAGAUGCGCAAGGUCAACCACGACGCGGAGGGCAACGUCGCGCCCCCGACGGGCUACCAGACCGAGCUCGACAACCUGCACCUGUGCCUGGCCUGCGUGCAUGCCGGCUGCGAGGAGACGGCCGGCCCCAGGGAGAGCAGGUUCGAGGGCAUGCAGAGCUUCAGGAUCGUGGCGGCGUGCGCCCUGCUCUCGGAGAUCAGCCUGUUUGACAAUGGCCAGCAACGUGCCGGCGGCGGGGGUGGCUUUGUCGGCGUUAGUGGCGGCCGGCGGAAUGCUGCUGCUGCGAUGAAUGGGCGGGGGAGAUAUGCUAUGGUUCCGCCGCCGGCGGAGGGCGGUCUGCCUAAUUGAGAACGUGGUGGGAGAGACAUGUCUGGGUGGAAGAAUGAAGGGGUGAGCCUGCGGGUGUGUGCUCGUUGGUACCUAGGUACUUAAUUGCUCUUGAUAGGAGGAGCGAGCUGUUUAGUGCUGGAAAUUCAGCGAGGCCAUUUCAGGCCGGGGCUGUUCCCUGAGAAGAAGCAAAGGCAGCUUUGAUGAAUGGGCUGGGCUGCCCCAUCCCGAUGAUACGGAAACGGUGAUUAGGAUUUCGGUCCGCGAUGGGCAUCUUUGGUUUGCGACGGCAUUUUGGGGCCAGAAAGCUGCUUAUUGAGGUUUUGUGGCCUAUUUUGUUCGCUUUGUGUUCGGUUUUCGGGGGGGGGGGGUUCUAGCGUGGACGAUAGCAUGCAGUGUGUGUGU
This is a messenger RNA of Diaporthe batatas, 4480 nucleotides long. RefSeq lists its product as uncharacterized. Gene Ontology annotation, cellular component: nuclear RNA-directed RNA polymerase complex. The record is from RefSeq and is a predicted model, not a curated record. The transcript is spliced from 3 exons. The coding region runs from base 254 to 4096 and encodes 1280 amino acids. NCBI's taxonomy places the organism in Eukaryota, Fungi, Ascomycota, Sordariomycetes, Diaporthales, Diaporthaceae. Gene Ontology annotation, biological process: siRNA processing. Gene Ontology annotation, molecular function: RNA-directed RNA polymerase activity.